GAGCGUCGUCAACGCUAAUCGAGACGACGUUUCGUUUUCUACCCGUUACUUUCUUCCUUCCUUCUACGAAGAAGAGAAGAGAAAAAGAAUUUCAAGCUGUCGGUCGCGAGGUUAUUUCGUAGCUGAAAUCCCGCAAGAUUCAGCGGGAUUCGUUCCCGUUUAAUUAUCUCUUGUUCGCGUCCCGUGAAAUCGAACGUCCCCCUGUCGCUCUCCUCCGCUUGUUUGAUCAGCUUCAGGAGGUGCAGCUUCGGCAAAUUGGCGAUGCGAUCCGCGCGGACGGUGCACCGGCGAUUAACGCGUACGUGCUGGGAAUACUCGAGACGAACGGGGAAAGGUAGAAGCUGUUUGGAGAACCAUGGACGGAAGUCUACGUUAGACGGUCGCUGGUCGUGGAUCUCGCGUGGACUAUGAAGCGUGAUCGACGAACGAUCGAGGCGAGACGCCAGUAAAUUUUUCAAACAACACGGAAGUCUAUCAAUAGUUGAAGAGAUUUCAAAGAAACGUAUCGUUCAGGAAGAAUUAAAGUUGUUUGUGGAUGAAAAGAGUUUCUUAUUCCGACAGUGUGUGCGCGCCUCUGUGUGUAAUUUGCUUCGUUGAAUGGCAACAUAGAAAAGUGUGUCGUUAUGCUCCCCUGCGUUUAGAGCGAACCCCCAUGUUUCGAUUAAUCAAGUGACCGGUUAAGUUUCUCGAUACGCAGUGACAUCAAUAAGCGAUGACCAGUGAUUACGCGAACUCGCGUCGUUCUAUCGUCUCGCAUUUUUCCAGCAGGUUUAUCUUCGGUGAAAACGACCGCGUGAUCUACAUGGAUCGACUCGGUGUACCGGUGCACCGCGGAAGAGCGAACAAUGGGUAUGAGAAGAGCAGAGGCUAAGUAGCAGGCUGCAGGUACAGGAACAGUGAGGGCGAAACGGGAAGUGUGUGCGUGUGCGUGUGCGUGCCGACUGAGAAGGACAAGAGGGUGAGAAAAGAAAGAAAAAAAAUUGGGUGAAAAUCGAGAAGGAGAACGGUAACGAGCGAGUUUGAGGUUCGUGGAAAAGGAAGGAUCUAGAGAAGACGAGGCUGCGUACGGUCGGGGAAAAGAUGAAGGAACAAAGAUUAUGGACGGUGAUUUGCAUGUUGUGUCUCGUAAUGGGUUUGAGCCUGGCACAAACAUCGCAGCUCUGCCCAUCGCACGCCGAGAUAUCGCCCUGUUCCUGCACCUUGAAAAAAUCCGGCCUUGACAUCGUAUGCGAGUUCACCGAUCUCACCCACAUAUCCAAGGUUAUGGGCUCGUUGAAGGGAAGAACGAACACGGUGAUUUUCUAUUUGAGGCUCAGGCAUAACAGCUUGCCGAAAUUGCAGCCAUACGUGUUCCUUGGCCUCGAUAUUCGUCAUUUAACCAUUCACAACAGCAGCCUGGCGAAACUCGAGGAAUCUUCUCUCAGCUCCAUCGGAACUGGCCUGACGCAGCUUGAUCUAUCGCAGAACGCUUUGCUCUCAGUACCAUCGAGCGCGUUGAAAGAUCUUCAGCACUUACUUAUCUUAAACCUGAACCGUAACAAGAUCAAAGCGAUUCAUAAAAAAGCUUUCGAAGGGUUGGACACUCUUGAAAUCCUUUCUCUAUACGAAAAUGAGAUUUCCACUGUGGAGGAGGAUGCCUUCAAAGGGCUGCACAACAGGAAGCUGAGGAGACUGAAUCUGGGAGGAAACGAGUUGAACAAAGUACCGACUCAAGCUCUGCGCACUCUGGACAUGCUGAAGAAGCUGGAGAUGCAGGAGAAUAGGAUCACCGCCAUUGAAGAGGGUGAUUUCGAGGGUCUGAAGAGUCUGGAUUCGUUAGGGUUGGCUCACAAUCAGCUUCGCGAGGUACCCGCUCGUGUGUUCGCUCACUUGACGCAAUUAAACUCUUUGGAGAUGGACGGAAAUCAAAUUACCCACGUUGAUCCGGACGCGUUCAUCGGUCUCGAGGAAAAUCUGCAAUAUUUACGGCUGGGGGAUAAUAAUUUACAUGCAGUUCCGAGCGAUGCGUUACGACGUCUUCAUCGACUACGGCAUCUCGAUUUAAGGGCGAAUAACAUUACCGUGCUCCCGGAGGAUGCUUUCACCGGAUACGGAGAUUCCAUUUCGUUCCUUAAUCUCCAGAAGAAUCUGAUCAAGGUGUUACCACCGUUGGUUUUUGAGAACCUGAACUCUUUGGAAACGUUGAAUCUGCAGAACAACAAGCUGACGCAAAUACCGGAAGAAGUGACCGAGAAUAUCGUCGACACCCUUCGACACAUCGAUAUCACAGACAAUCCAUUGAUCUGCGACUGCGAGCUGCGAUGGUAUUCCGUCUGGCUGGGAAAUCUACGGGACAAGGACGACGAAAGAAUGUCGAGGAAACGAACGGUGUGCACGAUGAUCAGCGAGCACCGGGAGUACUCGGUCCAGAAUCUACCUUUGGAGAGAAUGGGCUGCGUCGGGAAAAACGCUGGGCGAACCUCGUCAGCUGGCAGUAGCUGCAUCUACGUCGACGCGAUGUUACAAAUGCUAGCGACUGCUAUUGUUCUGUUUUAAUUGCGUUCCCUUCAGACACACGACCCUCGACGAUCUCAGCCUCCUCCGGCUCUGAUGCGAAUCCGUUUUUCUGAUCAAAGAAACGCGAGAACCCGCGCCGGUUUGUAAUCCUUCUCUUCGUUGAAUCCAUCGUUCCGUCGUCGAGAAAUCGUGCCACGAUCGCGGAGACGUGACACGAUUCUACGAUUAACAUGUUUAUUCAUGGUGGAAUGCUUUUUGAAAAUCAAUAGCUCCCUUCCUGGAGAUUUCUACGAUUCAUCAAAGACUCGAAAGGAUCUAGUCGAUCGUUUAAUUGUAAGAUACUUGUUAACCGAGGUAGAGGAGUUAAUUGAGAGGGAAAUACAUCGCAGUAGCAAUAUUGUACCUUGUACAAGAUAAAUUAACUCAGCUUCAUUCGCUCUUUGUUACAGUCACGAGGGGAAAUAGUUCCUUCUUGGUUGAAAAAUGACUCGGUUAACAGGUUAAUCCGUCGAAUUGAUGGUGAUACUUUUAUCAUGAUAAUUUUAUGCUCUAGUUACAUGGAUUCAAAGUGAACAGCAGUCGACUAGUCUCUCGGGGUGUCAGUCGCGAUUACUUGCAGAAUGUUUCAUUGUUUUAUUUGAGGAAUGAUAUAUCUAUAAGCAUCUUGAUUAUGAUCGACGAAGGGAUGGAAAACCAUGGGUGAAAGGAUAACGAAAAAAAAAAAAAUAUAAACGAGGGAAUCUCGAUCGAGACGUGCGAUGAGAGGGUGAAACGAAGGCACCACGACAUCAGGAUUAUUAUCACGCGAGCCUUUUUUCACCGAACGUUACAUAUCAAGAUCGUUGCCAAGUAUUUUCUGGAUGUCUGUUACACUCGCGAUAACGCGAGACGCGUAAGCAUAACUCGAUAGAAAAUUCGAAUGUCUGUAGUUUAGUCGUCAUUCUAUUGGUCCACGGACAUUCAUCUUAAUACAUAUCAACGCGUUCCCGAAACGUUGGGACAAGUUAUUAAUAAUUUCUUGAUGUUACGUUUCGUACGUCACAAUCUCGUCGUAGUUUGCAUCGUGGAUCAUCUUUUUCUUUUCCACUGUUCAUUGUUGUAGAAAGUAACGGGAAUGAUCAUCUGGUAGACGAAUUCAUAAAUCAAGAUUUUGAAGACUAUUUCGAUGAUAGUCGAAUAAUUAAAGAACGAAGGAAGAAAAUUACACUAAAAUUACGCUACAUAAUUCAAUUAAAACUUUAGAUUGAUAAAAGUAUCCCUAGUACUCUUUAAAAAAAAAACAAAAAAAAACAAAAAAAAAACAGAAGAUUCAGUUCACUUGAAAAGUGUCAAAUUUUCAUUCUCUUUUAUACAUAUAUUUUUUAUAGAACAUUUCAACGCGUUGAAAUUACGUUCAUGGUGAAAAAUAUUUUUAAAAAGUGUAUCGAUACGAGUAAAGCAAUCGUAUGUAAUCGAUCAUUAGCCAUACCCUUUUAGAGGCGUAGUCUUUACCAUUAAAUAGAUCUUGAGAUGAUUCCGGUUGCUUAACUCCAUUCACAAAGGACCGACCGGUCGAAAUGGAAUAACGACUGCUGAUGAAACGUAAUGUACUCAACAGGAAACCGACACUUGUCAAUUCCAUUCAAAUGGCUUGGUAGCUUAUGUUUCGUAGCUAUACUGCUCUCUUAGGACAGGGACGCUUACACGCACACACGAGAAAAUUACAUCGUUGUCUUUCAGCGAACGAAGACGUUGAAACGAUCUACGUAUGGCGUACGUCGCAGUAAAGCUUUUGCAACUCGAACCCGUAUCAUUUUUCAACGACUUAUAGCUUCGGUUUAUUUGCCUAUCCCUCUACUAUUUUCUUUCUUAUUUCAACAGCGCACAGAUUGUGACGUGCGAACAACGGCUGCUUGUAUUUAGAGUUGCGAAACGUGUUCGAAAUUCGCUUAGAACGGCUGACGUCAAAGAAGUCUGCAAUAUUUUUCGAUGAACGUGAGAAAUUAGAUUAAUUACACGAAACGAAGAAAGUAUGAGGACAAAUCCUGUACACCUAAUGUUAUAUUAUCAAUUAGAUGUAUACUUGUAUAUCGUAGAAACGAGUUUAAUACUCUGUCACCAGUACGGUAGAACCUGCGUUAUUGAAAUUAAUAAGGAAAUUAAUUUCUUUUGAUAAUAGAACAUAAACUGAGGAUAAGAAAAAUGAAUAGCUUUGCAAUAGUCCAUCUUUCACUUCAAUAAUUAAUACUACAUAUUUUUAUUUUCAUUUGCAAUAACUUGCAAAUAACUUAAUAGGAGAUUUGAAUACCGCAGGUUCCACUGUAUUUAUUCUAAAACGCUGAAGAAAAAGAAAAACAUAUCGUCGAACACCUUUCGUAGACUGUAUAUCGCGCGAAACAAUAUUAUUGAAGAUACGUUCACAGAACGUAGUGGUUAUUAAAGCAUUCACGUGGAAAGUAAA
Molecule: messenger RNA, 4936 nt
Organism: Osmia bicornis bicornis
Lineage: Eukaryota; Metazoa; Arthropoda; Insecta; Hymenoptera; Megachilidae
Product: leucine-rich repeat-containing protein let-4
Exons: 8
Coding region: 1081-2535 (484 amino acids)
Molecular function (GO): protein binding
Source: RefSeq, a predicted model, not a curated record